Molecule: messenger RNA, 3094 nt
Organism: Mus pahari (shrew mouse)
Lineage: Eukaryota; Metazoa; Chordata; Mammalia; Rodentia; Muridae
Gene: Prkcb
Product: protein kinase C beta
Exons: 17
Coding region: 227-2248 (673 amino acids)
Biological process (GO): protein phosphorylation
Molecular function (GO): ATP binding; diacylglycerol-dependent serine/threonine kinase activity; zinc ion binding
Source: RefSeq, a predicted model, not a curated record
GGUGCCAAGCACAGCUGGACCAGCAGCAGCAGCUGGGCGAGUGACAGCCCAGCUACGCGCGCGCGGCCGCCGCCAGAGCCGGCGCGAAGGGGCAGCGCGGCCCUGCGGUCCCCGGGCGGCAGCAGCGGCCGCCUAGUCCCGCGCCUCUCCGGGCUUGCAGCCCCGCGGUCCCGCCGCCCCGGGGCCGCCACCUCUCGGGGCUCCCCCCAGUCCCCGCGCGCGCAAGAUGGCUGACCCGGCUGCGGGGCCGCCGCCGAGCGAGGGCGAGGAGAGCACGGUGCGCUUCGCCCGCAAAGGCGCCCUCCGGCAGAAGAACGUGCACGAGGUGAAGAACCACAAAUUCACCGCCCGCUUCUUCAAGCAGCCCACCUUCUGCAGCCACUGCACCGACUUCAUCUGGGGCUUCGGGAAGCAGGGAUUCCAGUGUCAAGUCUGCUGCUUUGUUGUACACAAGCGCUGCCAUGAGUUCGUCACGUUCUCCUGCCCCGGUGCGGACAAGGGCCCGGCCUCUGAUGACCCCCGGAGCAAACACAAGUUUAAGAUCCACACCUACUCCAGCCCUACCUUCUGUGACCACUGUGGAUCACUGCUGUAUGGACUCAUCCACCAGGGGAUGAAAUGUGACACCUGUAUGAUGAACGUGCACAAGCGCUGCGUGAUGAACGUCCCCAGCCUCUGCGGCACUGACCACACGGAACGCCGUGGCCGCAUCUAUAUCCAGGCCCACAUCGACAGGGAGGUUCUCAUCGUUGUUGUAAGAGAUGCUAAAAAUCUGGUACCUAUGGACCCCAAUGGCUUGUCAGAUCCCUACGUAAAACUGAAACUGAUCCCUGAUCCCAAAAGUGAGAGCAAGCAGAAGACCAAGACCAUCAAGUGCUCCCUCAACCCAGAGUGGAAUGAAACCUUCAGAUUUCAGCUGAAGGAAUCAGACAAAGACAGAAGACUGUCUGUAGAGAUCUGGGAUUGGGACCUGACCAGCAGGAAUGACUUCAUGGGGUCUCUGUCGUUUGGGAUUUCAGAACUACAGAAAGCCGGUGUGGAUGGCUGGUUCAAGUUACUAAGCCAGGAAGAGGGCGAGUACUUCAAUGUGCCCGUGCCGCCAGAAGGAAGCGAGGGCAACGAAGAGCUGCGGCAGAAGUUUGAGAGAGCCAAGAUUGGCCAAGGUACCAAGGCUCCAGAAGAAAAGACAGCUAACACUAUCUCCAAAUUUGACAACAAUGGCAACAGGGACCGGAUGAAACUGACCGAUUUUAACUUCCUGAUGGUGCUGGGAAAAGGCAGCUUUGGCAAGGUCAUGCUCUCUGAGCGGAAGGGUACAGAUGAGCUCUAUGCCGUGAAGAUCCUGAAGAAGGAUGUGGUGAUCCAAGAUGAUGAUGUGGAGUGCACCAUGGUGGAGAAGCGGGUGCUGGCCCUGCCUGGGAAGCCUCCGUUCCUGACUCAGCUCCAUUCCUGCUUCCAGACCAUGGACCGUCUGUACUUUGUGAUGGAGUAUGUGAAUGGGGGCGACCUCAUGUACCACAUCCAACAAGUUGGCCGUUUCAAGGAGCCCCAUGCUGUAUUUUACGCUGCAGAGAUUGCCAUCGGUCUGUUCUUCUUGCAGAGCAAGGGCAUUAUUUACCGUGACCUGAAACUUGACAACGUGAUGCUGGAUUCUGAGGGGCACAUCAAAAUCGCUGACUUUGGCAUGUGUAAGGAGAACAUCUGGGAUGGGGUGACAACCAAGACAUUCUGUGGCACUCCGGACUACAUUGCCCCAGAGAUCAUUGCUUAUCAGCCCUACGGGAAGUCUGUGGACUGGUGGGCAUUUGGAGUCCUGCUGUAUGAAAUGUUGGCUGGCCAGGCACCUUUUGAAGGGGAGGAUGAGGAUGAACUCUUCCAGUCAAUCAUGGAACACAAUGUGGCAUAUCCCAAGUCCAUGUCCAAGGAAGCUGUGGCAAUCUGCAAAGGGCUAAUGACCAAACACCCAGGCAAGCGCCUGGGUUGUGGGCCUGAAGGGGAACGAGACAUUAAGGAGCAUGCGUUUUUCCGGUAUAUUGACUGGGAGAAACUCGAACGCAAGGAGAUUCAGCCACCUUAUAAACCAAAAGCUUGUGGGCGAAACGCUGAAAACUUCGACCGGUUUUUCACCCGCCAUCCACCAGUCCUAACACCUCCUGACCAGGAAGUCAUCAGGAAUAUUGAUCAAUCAGAAUUCGAAGGAUUUUCCUUUGUUAACUCUGAAUUUUUAAAACCUGAAGUCAAGAGCUAAGUAGAUCCGUAGACCUCCGUCCUCCAUUUCUGUCAUUCAAGCGCAACAGCUGUCAUGGUGACAUUUUUUCUUUUUCAUUGCCGAGUUACAUCCGUGUUUUCUUUUCUGAUGAGGCUAGAGUGGCCAUGUUUCAGAACCCAAAUGUCUUCAGGUAGUUUGGAGCAUCUCAAGGAGAUGGAAUUAUGCAGGUGGCAUGUAGAAAGUGCUGCAUAAUCGUGACACACUCAGAAUCCUACUAUGUUCGUCCCCAGCAUGUCGGCUCACAGGCCCCCACAGGAGAAAAAAUGCUUGCUUUUCUCCCUGGUCCUCUGCACUGCCAUCUUUACCCCAACCCUCCAGGCUACAUCCUCCCUACAAAAUGGAUAGAUGAACCAAACGCUAGCAAUAUCCUUCCACUUUCCAGGCUGGGAGCUUGGCUUGAAUCCAAGUAUAUGGCUGCUUUGCCCUGGAGGGAACCCCUCCACGCUGCCUGUUCUGGAAGCAGUUGAGCUUUGAAAAGAACAUGCUAAAAAUAAAUUUUUAUUUUUAUUUUUUUAACUCUGUGUUAAGAAGAUUAUCUAAGUCCUGGGGAAAAAAGGGGGGGGGGAAUGCGCUUUUAGACAAGUUUCCAUCUAAAAGCACUUCAGGGUCAAAAGGCAACCAGCUUGGGUGCUGUCACCUUGCUGUAGUUUCUAAUACUGUAUGUUUGAUAGCGGUACCCUCAUCCCCCAAACUACUCAAGAAUGACAUUUGGCACUGUUCCUGGAACCACAUGGUCACUCUAGCCAGGUCCCAAAGGACCCUGAUUCUACAUUACAUUUCAAAUGUUACUUGCUUUUUAUUUCUGUCAUCACUGAAAUGCAAAAA